UAGAGAGAUUGCUUCCCUUUCCCUUUAGCAGCCCAAAGCCGUCUUCUUCCAUUUUUCUUCAUGCGUGCAAGCCAUUCUCUUCUUCUUCUUCUUUCUUAACGGUUUAUUUAUUCUUCUCCAUCUCUGCUUCAACCUCAAAAUUCAUCUCUCUUUCUCUCCAUCUUUGUUUCAUAUCAAUCAAUCUUCAUCUUCCCCAUCUAGGUUUUCUUCCAUUUCCUCUGUUUUUUGCAAUCACCAUGGGAAACCAACACACCACCAAAAGAACCCCCGAAGAACUCCAACCGGCCGUAGCCGCUUACGAAGCGGCAUGUCGUGUCGACGACGACGUCCGUUCCUUCGAUAAAACUCUCCAAGCCAGAGCAAAUCAAGUACUUACAACAUUAGCCGACGACGGCGGAGUGGAAGUCAGAGCUCUGUCAUUCGAUUCCUUGAAACAGGUAACGGAAUGUUUGCUGGAAAUGAAUCAAGAAGUGGUUCGAGUGAUAUUGCAAUGUAAAAAGGACAUAUGGAAGAAUCAGGAACUGUUUGAGUUGGUGGAAGAUUACUUUGAGAAUAGCUUGGAGACGUUGGAUUUCUGUACUGCUCUGGAAAACUGUUUGAAGCGAGCUCGAGAUAGUCAGGUGAUGAUUUUAAUGGCGGUGAGGCAGUUUGAGGAAGAUGAAAGGGAAUCUCAAAUGGGUCCGAAUCAGUUCGAUAAAACUUUGAGGGAAUUGAGGAAUUUUAAGGCCUCCGGCGACCCUUUCACGGAUGAGUUCUUCAGAAUCUUUCACUCUGUUUAUAAACACCAAACGGCAAUGCUUGAGAAGCUUCAACAAAAGAAAAACAAACUUGACAAGAAGUUAAAGUCCAUCAGCACAUGGAGGAAGCUCUCAUGCAUGAUAUUCGCGGCCACAUUUGCCGCCGUCUUAAUAUGCUCGGUGGUGGCAACGGUCAUCAUGGCACCACCCGUCGCAGCAGCGCUAUCAGCCGCUUCCUCCAUUCCUCUAGGUUCAAUGGGAAAAUGGAUUGAUUCUCUAUGGAAGAGCUAUGAGAAUGCAGUGAAAGGGCAAAAGGAAGUGAUAAACUCAAUGCAAGUAGGGACAUACAUAGCCAUUAAAGACAUGGACAACAUUCGGAUUCUUGUCGAGAAGCUCGAGAUCGAGAUCAAAGGAAUGUUGGAGAAAGCGGAUUUUGCGAUUAAAGAGGAAGCUUUGAAGGUUGUGGUGGAGGAGAUGAAGAAGAAACUUGAAGUAUUCAUGAAGAGUGUUGAAGAUUUGGGUGUUCAAGCUGAUUUGUGUAGUAGAGACAUUACAAGGGCAAGGACUGUGGUUUUGCAAAGAAUUAUAAAACAUCCUAAUUGAUUAAACAUCUUCUAAUUUGGAUUUGUGUACUUUGUAGCUACAUUCUUUCAUUUGUUAUGUUCUAUUAAUUAAUUUAUUUGGAAAAUAGUUUAUCAUGUUGGUUUAUUGUUCUUUACAAGGUUACAUAUUUCUCCACGAAAUUUAUUAUUAUUUAUGGAUGCGACUACAUUCUUGGGGA
This is a messenger RNA of Cucumis melo (muskmelon), 1518 nucleotides long. Its product is annotated as UPF0496 protein At4g34320-like. The coding region runs from base 237 to 1340 and encodes 367 amino acids. Lineage: Eukaryota; Viridiplantae; Streptophyta; Magnoliopsida; Cucurbitales; Cucurbitaceae. The record is from RefSeq and is a predicted model, not a curated record. The transcript is spliced from 2 exons.